Molecule: messenger RNA, 7747 nt
Organism: Gadus macrocephalus (Pacific cod)
Lineage: Eukaryota; Metazoa; Chordata; Actinopteri; Gadiformes; Gadidae
Product: voltage-dependent P/Q-type calcium channel subunit alpha-1A-like
Biological process (GO): chemical synaptic transmission; calcium ion import across plasma membrane
Cellular component (GO): membrane; neuronal cell body; voltage-gated calcium channel complex
Molecular function (GO): high voltage-gated calcium channel activity
Source: RefSeq, a predicted model, not a curated record
UCCAUCUCUCUCUCUCUCUAGUCAAUAAGAACGCCAACACAGAGCCCCUGCCCAAGAAGGAGGACAAGGACGAUGAUGAGGAUGAGAAAGGUGGUGAUGGUGGACCCAAGCCCAUGCCCCCCUUCAGUUCCAUGUUCAUCAUGUCCACUACCAACCCGUUCCGCCGCCUAUGUCACUACGUGUGCACGUUGCGCUACUUUGAGAUGUGCAUCCUACUCGUCAUCGCCAUGAGCAGCAUCGCCCUGGCCGCCGAAGACCCCGUCUGGCCCGAGUCCCCUCGCAACAAUGUGCUGCGCUACUUCGACUACGUCUUCACGGGAGUCUUCACUUUUGAGAUGUUAAUUAAGAUGGUGGACCUUGGGUUGGUCUUGCAUCAAGGUUCCUACUUCCGUGACUUGUGGAACAUCCUGGACUUUAUAGUGGUUAGUGGUGCUCUGGUGGCCUUCGCCUUCACGGGGAGCAGUGCGGGAAAGGACAUCAGCACGAUCAAGUCGCUCCGGGUGCUAAGAGUUCUUCGACCUCUGAAGACCAUCAAACGACUCCCCAAACUCAAGGCUGUUUUUGACUGUGUGGUGAACUCCCUGAAGAACGUGCUGAACAUCCUCAUCGUCUACAUGCUCUUCAUGUUCAUCUUUGCCGUGGUUGCCGUGCAGCUCUUCAAAGGACGAUUCUUCUUCUGCACGGACGAGUCCAAAGAGUUUGAGCGCGAUUGCAGGGGCGAAUAUCUGGUGUAUGAACCCAAUAACGAAGUGAAGGCGCAGAAGCGGGAGUGGAAGAAGUACGAUUUCCACUACGACAACGUGGCUUGGGCCCUACUCACCCUCUUCACCGUGUCUACCGGAGAGGGGUGGCCGCAGGUGCUGAAACAUUCAGUGGAUGCGACUUAUGAGAACCAGGGCCCGAGCCCGGGGUACCGGAUGGAGAUGUCCAUCUUCUACGUGGUGUACUUCGUGGUCUUCCCCUUCUUCUUCGUCAACAUCUUCGUGGCUCUCAUCAUCAUCACCUUCCAAGAACAGGGAGACAAGAUGAUGGAGGACUACAGCCUAGAAAAGAAUGAGAGAGCCUGUAUAGACUUUGCCAUCAACGCCAGGCCCCUGACGCGACACAUGCCCCAAAACAAGCAAAGCUUCCAGUACCGCAUGUGGGAGUUUGUGGUGUCGCCGCCAUUUGAGUAUACUAUCAUGGCGAUGAUCGCGCUCAACACCGUCGUACUCAUGAUGAAGUAUGACGGUGCGUCAGUCACCUAUGAAGCGGUGCUGGCCAACCUCAACAUUGUAUUCACUUCUCUAUUCUCCAUGGAGUGUGUCCUCAAAAUCAUCGCCUUUGGAGUGUUGAAUUAUUUCAAAGAUGCCUGGAACAUUUUUGACUGUGUGACAGUAGUUGGCAGCAUCACUGACAUUCUGGUUACCGAGCUUGGGAACAACUUCAUCAACCUGAGCUUCCUGAGGCUGUUCCGUGCAGCCCGCCUCAUCAAGCUGCUGCGGCAGGGAGAGACCAUCCGCAUCCUGCUCUGGACCUUUGUCCAGUCCUUCAAGGCCUUACCGUACGUCUGCCUGCUCAUAGCCAUGCUGUUCUUCAUCUACGCCAUCAUAGGGAUGCAGCUCUUUGGGAAUAUUGGGAUUGAAGAAGAAAGUGAAAGUGCCAUCAACCAACACAACAACUUCAGGACCUUCUUUCUGGCCCUCAUACUCCUCUUCAGGAGCGCGACGGGUGAAGCAUGGCAUGAGAUCAUGCUGGCCUGUCUGGGGGGCAAAGCAUGUGACCCCCUAUCUGAAAACAAGGAAUCGGGCUCCUUGUGUGGGAGCCAGUUCGCCUAUUUGUAUUUUGUCUCCUUCAUCUUCUUCUGCUCCUUCCUGAUGUUGAACCUGUUUGUGGCCGUCAUCAUGGACAACUUUGAGUACCUGACCAGAGACUCGUCCAUCCUGGGCCCUCAUCACCUGGACGAGUACGUCAGGAUAUGGGCAGAGUACGACCCAGCAGCCUGCGGGAGGAUUCAUUAUAAGGACAUGUACAGUUUAUUACGAGUAAUCGACCCGCCCCUCGGCUUAGGCAAGAAGUGCCCCCAUAGGGUGGCCUGCAAGAGACUGCUGAGGAUGGACCUGCCCGUUGCCGACGACAACACGGUGCACUUCAACUCCACCCUCAUGGCACUGAUACGCACGGCGCUGGACAUCAAGAUAGCCAAGGGUGCUGAAGGCGGCGUGGACAAGCACCAGAUGGACGCUGAGCUGAGGAAGGAGAUGAUAGCGAUCUGGCCCAACCUCUCCCAGAAGACCCUGGACCUGUUGGUUACACCGCACAAGUCCACAGACCUGACGGUGGGGAAGAUCUAUGCUGCCAUGAUGAUCAUGGAGUAUUACCGCCAGAGCAAGAUCAAGCGCUCUCAGGCGUUAAGGGAUGAGCAGCCCGUGGAGGCGCCCACCCCCACACAAGACGGGGGGCCGGGACUCGCCGCUCUAUCGCCAUCACAGACAACUGACCAGCCAAUCGGCAGCCUAGCUGUUGAAGGGGGGAUCCCAGAGAGCCAGUCCUGGGUGACUGCGCGAGCCCAGGAGAUGUCCCAGAAAGUGGGGAGCUGGAGCCCCGAAGGCCACCCUGGUGUACACUCCCAAGAUGGCCUGGGACGCAUGACCAACUCACAGACGGUAGAGAUGAGAGAGAUUGGGCGGGAUGGUUACUCGGAUACCGAGCACUUUCCACCAAUGGAAGGUCACGGAAGAGCUGCUUCCAUGCCCCGCCUACCUGGCGACAACCAACAGCGGAGGAAAGGGAGACACCGUGGCAGUAACCUCAGUACAAUCCCUGACAACAGCCCCAUGAAGCGUUCAGCCUCGUCCCUCGGCCACAGCCGGUUGGGACGGCCCCACCGGGGGGACCGCGGGGGGCCCGAGGACUACGCCAUGGAGCACGCCAUCCCGGAGGAGGGUUGUGUCACACGCCACACCCACCGCCGCAAGGAACGCAACCACCACGCCUCACAGAGAUCCCUGUGUCGCUACACAGAGGCGGACACAGGCCACACGGAGCUAAGCACCACCACCAAGUCCGGGGAGCUGCCCCUCAGAGACAAGGAGCGCGACAGGGACAGGGACCGCGGACGCUCCAAAGACCGCAAGCAUCACCACCACCAUCACCACCACCAUCACCAGGGCUCGGUGGACAAGGAGCACUACGCACCAUCCGAGCGGCCGGGCGAGUACGGGCACCGACACUCCCGGGAGAGGGAGACCGACCGGGACCGGGAGAGAGAGAGGGAGAGAGAGACCGACCACGACCGGGAGAGAGACCACGAUCGUGACCGCGACCGGGAGAGAGAGGCCGACCACGACCGGGAGAGAGAGCCCGACCACGACCGGGAGAGAGAGCCCGACCACGACCGGGAGAGAGAGCCCGACCACGACCGGGAGAGAGACCACGACCGCGACCGGGAGAGAGAGCCCGACCAUGACCGGGAGAGGGAAAAAGACAACCGUCGAUGGUCGCGCUCACCCAGUGAGGGCCGCGACUGCAUGACGCACAGACAGGGCAGUAGUUCGGUCAGCGAGAGUCCCGUCCCCUCCACCUCGGGCACCAGCACCCCCCGGCGGGGCCGGCGGCAGCUGCCCCAGACCCCCGCCACGCCCCGGCCCCAUGUCAACUAUUCCCCCGUGGUCCGUAAGGCCAUGGGGGGGCCAGCGGCGCCCGGGGGAGCCCAGGCCCGGCCCCCUGCAAACCAUCGUUUCUCCCCGGAGCCCCCCCCCCCCCCCCACCAGGGCCAGGGGCCCCCCCUGCCUGCGGGCCCCCCCUCCGCCCCCCACCAGGGCCGGCACCCGCUGACGCGCUGGGGGGAGACGGCGGGGGGCGACGAGAGCUCCACGGAGGGGGACGGCUUCUACAACCAGGACUACGAGCCCCCCGCGUACGAGACCACCCCUGCUCAGGGAGGCAACCCCCACGCGCUGCCACCCCUGCCCCAGGCCCAGCCCCCGCCGCCACAUAAAGCCCACCCCGUCCCGCCGCCGCAGCCCCACCCCGCCAACAACCCCCACCCCCACCCUCCGGGACACCCCCACCCUCCGGGACACCCCCACCCAAGCCGGCCGUCCCCCAGGACUGUGGCCCCGUGCCAACCGCCCCCCCCCAGCACGCCACCGGUGGGGCCCGGGCCGCCGGUCCCGGCCCAGCGCCGUGUGCCCAAUGGUUUCCGCGCCCCCUCCCCCUCCACGCACCUCCAGGGACCCCCGGCACACACGGUGCCCCACAAGAUCCCCCCACCAGGGGCCCAUCCCCGAGGGCCACGCAAGGGCCUGCACGAACCCUACACCCAGAACGACGACUGGUGCUAGCCCCUGAGGGCUCCGCAGGGCCGGGGCAGGAGGCGGACUAACGUGCUGACAGACGUGCGCCGAGCGAGAGAGACACGGACUGGGGUUCCAGAGCAAGGCAUGAUUCUUUCGUCGCGGUCCGUUUGGUUUUGUGAUGUCACCGUUCUGCUCGGCCCUGCUCCAGCGGAGAACCCAGAUCUGGUAGAGGAGCGCCUCGAGUGAAAUCCUCUUAUUGAGGCAGUGGAACAAAAGCAAAAGGGUGGGUGGGGGGGGGGGGGGGUUAUUCAUUUUUUGAGUGUCCUAAAAAAUAAAGGCUCCUUCUGGCUCCUAGGAGGAGCUCCAGCCACUAAACAAGAUGUCAACGUCGAGUUUCCUCUCAGAGACCCGGCCGGCGACGGGAUACAUCAACCACUUUUCAGUUUGUUUGUUUCUUUUGCUUCUGGAAACCUACUUCUGUUAGUCGCAAACAAAAAAGAAGGAACAAAGGUAAAAUCCCAACCAAUCCCAACUCGAGGGAAUAUUGAUGAGUUUUAUCAUCUGUGUUUACUCCUAAAUAAGGACUGAUCCUGGACAGGGGGAGGGGCCUGGUCACCUGAUCCUGGACAGGGGGCGGGGCCUGGUCACCUGAUCCUGGACAGGGGGAGGGGCCUGGUCACCUGAUCCCGCCUCCCCAGGGAGGGGGAGAGGUGGAUUCAGUCAGGUGGGCACCAUCCCUUGACCCCAGUCCCGUGUGUUUGUCUGUGUGUGUGUGUGUGUGUGUGUGUGUGUGUGUGUGUGUGUGUGUGUGUGUGUGUGUGUGUGUGUGUGUGUGUGUGUGUGUGUGUGUGUGUGUGUGUGUGUGUGUGUAUUUGUGUUGUUGUACACCCAUAAACACGGACAAAAACUGAACAGUUUUUUCUUCUUCCACGACUGCCUACUCCUCCUCUCCUCUUCUCUCAAAACAUCAGAAUCUUGUACUUAUUUGACUUUGUUGCAACCCCACACGCCUUGUUUUUUAGUUCCUUAAAAGACUCACAAAAUGGCGCAUCCUGCAUGAAUGAUUCAAAAAAAUGAAGAAAACAAAAGUGAGAUGGAAGAAAAGUGGAACAAGGAGACGGUACGCACAGAAGAGGGACAGAAGUGUGUGACGUGAAUUGAAUUGUUUAUGUGUGUGUGUGACGUUCCCUCUCAGUCUUUCAAUCUCUGAUCGAAAAUCUCUUUCUGUAUUGUUUGUAUUUUUGGUUAAAUAGGAAAACACAUAGAGUCUCCACUGUGGCAUCUAAUUCACAAACCGGCUCAAAAUGGCUCAGAAGUCUUCCAGGGUUUUGGGGUAAGAACAAAAAGGUAGAGAGAGAAAAAAUAAGAAGAGAAGGAGAUAGAGAAAGAGGGAGAGAGAAAGAGAGAGAAUCUCUUCCUCUUGACCUCCUUUAUAUUUUAUAUGCUUUACUUCUCUUGACGUUGACUGAGAAUGUGACCCACCCCCUCCUCACUUACUCUAACCCCCCCCCCCACACACACACACAAACUUUGUAAUGAGAUGGGAUAGUCUUGUCCCUCUAAAAGGUAGAGCUUGUAUUGUGUUGAGGUUGGGAUGGGCCUCACAUUCAACCAAACAGGGCAUAUGUAGGAUGUACUGUCAAGAUACAUUAUGGUAUUUAUUGGGCUGUUGGUAGAUUGAUCAUUUACUUUCAACGUAAAUUUUUUUUUUAAGAGUUGAGGUCACGGGGUAAGCUGAGGCCGCACUUCCAGCUAUGUCCUGUAGAUAGCGCAAUAUACAAUAUACUUCAUACAAUACGCUCCUGUAACCUAUUAACUUGAGUUUAGGUUAACUGCUCUGGUUGUUAUCCGUAUCAGUUCACUACAAAUACGCUUUAUCUUUUGCUUAAUCAAGUACACAUUGUUUGUGUUUUCUAAUGGCACGAUACAUUACACAGGAUAUUGCAUCCUGUAUAAACAUUGCUUCAUAAAGGAUCAGUUAAUAAAUUAUUUAAUGCCUCUCUUAGUUAGCUGUGCCUGCUACAGUGGCCCACAUAGUCAACUACUCUGACAUUGUGUGUGUGUGUGUGUGUGUGUGUGUGUGUGUGUGUGUGUGUGUGUGUGUGUGUGUGUGUGUGUGUGUGUGUGUGUGUGUGUGUGUGUGUGUGUGUGUGUGUGUGUGUGUGCGGUUCUGUGUGUGUGAGCGUGUGUGUGUGUACACGCGACAGUAAGCUUAUGUAAUUUCCCUUGUGUGUCAACAAGUUUUUCUGAGUGCCUCGGAAAACACUCUUUCACCACUGUCCACUGCAGCCUUCUCUUCCCCCACUGGUUAAACGUAUAGAAAUAUUAUAGAAACUAUUAAACUUCAGGACAAAGUGAAUUCCUUCUCAAUGUGUAGUUUCACUGCGGUUAACUGUAGUAGUCGUAGACAUAGUAGCAGUUUUUUAUACAUUCAUUGACAAAGACCAAAUUGUAUUGAUCAGUUUUGUAUCCAGCCGUCUCCUUGGUGACAAACGACAUGUUGACCAGAGAAUGCACAGAAGAAAUCAACAAAAACUAACAGAACUACCAAGAAACUGGAUAGUAUAGUGUCUUUGCAUUCUCCAGAGGACCAUCAUUGAAGGCUACACUAGGCAUGAGGGAGAAAAACACAAUAUGUAUGUAGCUCAUUUGGUUUGUAUGUAUGUGUGCGUGUGAAUGUGUGUUUAUAUGAACAAUGUGUAUUUUUCCCCAUUAACUUGCAUUACCCAUGUACUACUUAUAGUUGUCUUUUUUUGGAAUGUCACUAUUGUGUGUGUGUGUGUGUGUGUGUGUGUGUGUGUGUGUGUGUGUGUGUGUGUGUGUGUGUGUGUGUGUGUGUGUGUGUGUGUGUGUGUGUGUGUGUGUGUGUGUGUGUGUGUGUGUGCGUGCGUGCGUGUGUGUGUGUUUGUGUGCACGCCACUUAAUGGAGAUGUGUACACGCCCUUACUGUUCACCAUAGAUAGUAUUUCGUGUUCUUCGCCAGCCAGAUACACAUUAAAACAUUAACCACACGAAAAGCAAUGUACAACUCGCUGUUGAAAAAAAGAGUUUUUUUUAACAAAAAAAUAUGAAAAAAUAAAUAACCUAGUUCCAGAAAUGCAUGUGCUAUGUGCAUGCCACACCGUGGGUUAACAGUCAUUUUCAGGACAUAAAAGAGAAAGCAGAAAUAUUGAAUUUAAAUGGAUUAACAAUCAACAAAAAAAUAUAUAGAUAGAUGUUUUUAAAAAAAAGAAAAAGCAACAUGUUUCCCUUUUCCUUCUAUUUUUGAAAACUAACAAGUUUAAUAAAAAAUAAAUCACAAAAAAAGUGUUCAAACGUACGGGAAAAUGUGACGUGUGACUGUGUUGAGGCGUGAAACGAUGAUGUUCGGGGAAGACACCACACAAAAAAUGAACUGCUGUUUUUAAGCAACAAUAAUGACGAUAAUAAUAAAGAAAAGAACGUCCAGUCCAGAUGACGAAAUUGUA